Drosophila busckii is the source of this 1239-nucleotide messenger RNA. Its product is annotated as mitochondrial amidoxime reducing component 2. Lineage: Eukaryota; Metazoa; Arthropoda; Insecta; Diptera; Drosophilidae. Bases 173 to 1189 code for a protein of 338 amino acids. Gene Ontology annotation, molecular function: pyridoxal phosphate binding; catalytic activity; molybdenum ion binding. The transcript is spliced from 4 exons. The record is from RefSeq and is a predicted model, not a curated record.
UUCUUGCGAAGUGUCUAAAAAAAUUAACACUUAUAUGCUAAUGAGUAGCAAAUGUAAGAGUAUCAAGCUAUUCGUUAUAGUUUAGCAAAAAACUUGUUGCUUGCUAUGCGAGCUUUUAGCAUGGCGUCAGUAUCUUGUUGAGCUUUGAUACGCAGAUUACAUUUAAUAAACGAUGUCAACUGGAUCAUCAGGCGUUAGCCUUAACAGCAAGGUGUUGCUGGGCGUGGGCGUUGGCUUGGUUGCCAUAGGUGGUGCUGGUUACCUAUUGUGUCGCCACUUGCGGCGUCCAGAGCCGAUGCCAGAGAAAUGGCGACGUGUGGGCACCGUGCAGCGCAUCAAUCUGUUUCCCAUCAAGUCUUGUGGUGUGCUGGUUAACCCAGGCGCUGAAGAGUACGACUGCGACUGGUUGGGCUUGGGCAUAGGUGAACUGCGCGAUCGCAAGCUCAUGCUACUCACAGAAAAGAACGAGAUGGUUACGGGCCGCACAUAUCCAACUUUGUUGCUGAUACAAAGCAAGAUGCUAGCCCAUGGAUUGGUGUUCAGUGCACCGAGCAUGCCUGAUCUGCAGCUGGACUACAAGGAUCUGCAAACAACAGGCAAGCUGGUGCCCACUGAUAUCUUUGGUGCCAAGCUCAAAGCCAUGUUGAUUGAUGAGCGCUUUGACAAAUGGUUCUCACAGUUUAUACUCAAAACGGAUAAAGGCUUAAGGCUAGCAUAUUACUCACAUGCCAAGCCAGUGCGCAACACUCCUGCCAACUUGAAGCACUUGCCUCAUCUAACCGAUGCGGAUUCCGGCAGCUUUGGUGAUGCUACCAGUUAUAUGCUUAUGAACUUAUCCUCGGUAGCGGAUUUAAACAAGCGUUUGGAGCAGCCAGUGGAUUCAUUGCGCUUCCGCGGUAACUUUGAGCUCAAAAUGGACGUUGACCAGCCCUACGCUGAGGAUCACUGGCAAUGGAUACGCAUUGGUGAUGAUGCUGUCUUUCGCAUUGUUGCUCCUUGCACGCGCUGCAUUAUGCCCAACAUUCAUCAUAAUAGUGGUGAACGCGAUGCUGACUUUGAGCCGCUCAAAACGUUGCGCAGCUAUCGAGUUAUUACCAGCGAUUCUUCGCCAGUCAUGGGCGUUCACAUGGGACUGCGUCAACCGGGCAGUGUCAAGCUUAAUGACGUUGUUUACGUGGCAGAUGUUUAAAAAUCAUAUAAUUAAUACACUCCUUAUAUAUAUAGAACAAACAAAGGAAA